Molecule: messenger RNA, 887 nt
Organism: Aphis gossypii (cotton aphid)
Lineage: Eukaryota; Metazoa; Arthropoda; Insecta; Hemiptera; Aphididae
Product: proteasome subunit beta type-3-like
Exons: 5
Coding region: 142-759 (205 amino acids)
Biological process (GO): proteasome-mediated ubiquitin-dependent protein catabolic process
Cellular component (GO): proteasome core complex, beta-subunit complex; proteasome core complex
Source: RefSeq, a predicted model, not a curated record
GAUAAGUAAAUAUUAUAACCUGAUAAAUGAUAAUGAAUUAGCACUUUUUAUUGUUUAGAUUUUUUUAAAAGUUCAAACUGUUGUAAGAAUUAAGAAUUUUUAAGACUUUAAAGUGCACAGUUUCAUAAACUUUCUUUCAAAAUGAGUAUCAUGGACUAUAAUGGUGGUGCCUUAAUUGGUAUGAAAGGCAAAGACUGUGUUGCCAUUGCGACGGAUAAGCGAUUCGGUAUACAAGCCCAAACAGUGUCUCUUGAUUUCACAAAAGUAUUUCAAAUAAAUCCUCAUACAUAUAUGGGAUUUCCUGGUUUAGCUACAGAUAUAUUUACUGUAUAUGAGAAAAUAAUGUUCAGGAAAAGGUUAUACGAGUUAAAAGAAAAUCGUAAGAUUUCUCCUAAAGCAUUAGCGUCUAUGGUCUCCAAUUUGUUGUAUGAAAACAGAUUUUCACCAUUUUUCGUUGAGCCGAUGAUUGUUGCUUUGGAUGAAGUGACAUUAGAACCAUAUAUGUGUGAUAUGGAUUUAAUUGGUUGUGUAAAUAAGUCUGAUAACUUUGUGGUUGGAGGUACUAGUUCAAGCCAAUUAUAUGGUCUUUGUGAAGCUCUUUGGGAGCCUGAUAUGGAAGAGGAUCAACUAUUUGAAACUAUUUCGCAAGCUUUAGUUAGUGCUUGCAAUCGUGACGCAAUUUCUGGUUGGGGUGCAAAAGUUUACAUUAUUAAAAAAGACAAGAUAAUUGUGCGUGAUAUCAAGACGCGAAUGGAUUAGAUGUUGGAACAUCUAGCAAUUAUAAUUUGUGUAUAUUUUUUCAUGAUUAAUACAAAUAUUGUUUUAUUCAUACAAAAAAUUAUAAAUGGGAUAAAAACAAGAUUUAUAAUAAAAUAAAAUAAUAUAUA